Clarias gariepinus (North African catfish) is the source of this 8614-nucleotide messenger RNA. RefSeq names its product Desmoplakin-B. The coding region runs from base 113 to 8131 and encodes 2672 amino acids. Lineage: Eukaryota; Metazoa; Chordata; Actinopteri; Siluriformes; Clariidae. Gene Ontology annotation, biological process: cell-cell adhesion; wound healing; skin development. The transcript is spliced from 24 exons. Gene Ontology annotation, cellular component: intercalated disc; cytoplasm; plasma membrane. The record is from RefSeq and is a predicted model, not a curated record. Gene Ontology annotation, molecular function: structural molecule activity.
UUGGAGUCGCAGGCAGUGCGGAGCGCUUUCGCCUCUGGAGUUACAGCCGCUGCGCCUGUUUUUAUUUCACUUCUUCUUGGGGUUCUUUUUUGUUACUUUUCCGUAUGAAGCUAUGAGUAUUUACAGGUCGCAGCGCUCAUUCAGCCGGCGCUCGCGCUCUCGGUCGAGCUCGCGCAGUGACGUCGCGGUCAGUAACUAUCAUCUGAGCGGGAACGGGUUCGGACCGGAGUCUGUCGAGGACAUGAACUACAACUUCUCCAAGAGCUCCAUGGGGGGAGGACAGGGACCUCCCCAGCACCUUAUCAUCUAUCAAAGAGCUUCUAUUCUCCAAGGCCAAUGCCAAGAGUUCCUCAGUAAAGCAGAGUUUAUAUUACAGACGGAAACAGAUAGAGCUCGGGCUACAGCAGAAGCGGAGCAUUGCGUAAUGUCUGCUGGUGACAUUAUUGAACAUCUCAAAGGUUUUGCUCUGGAGCUUAGGGAAUUGGGCCAGCCCAACGAGAGUGUGCUAAUGACUGUUGAAGAGUGCACAGAGCACCUAAGAGCAGUACACAUGGCUCUGGGCGGCUCUCUGCAAAGAAAUAGCCGAAGCAGCAGAAGCAGCAUGGGCUGGGAUGAGAUGGACAGAAACCUUCAAGAUGCCCUCGCAUGGAUCGCCCAGCAGAAGGGUGUGAUAGAGACAUCGCCAUGGGGAGACGAGCCCAGCGUAAUCGAGCAGCACAUCAUGAAUCACAACAAAUUUCACAGCUCAAUCCAGAGAAGUGUGGAAAUGGAUCGAGCUCGAGGGGAACUAAGAGAGAGAAGAGACAAGGCCAGCCUGCAUUUGCUGGAGCAGGAAUGGGACAGCUUACAGAAAAUGUCAGUUGAACGUGGAGCUCACUUACACGAGCUUCAGAAGAUCAUCGAUGAGAUCACUAGGGAGAUCAUGUGGGUAAACGAGAAAGAAGAGGAGGAACUGAUGUUUGACUGGGGCAACAGAAACAUUGACGUCUACAUCCCUAAGAAGCAGGAGAGCUAUUCCAUGUUGAUGAGUGAUUUGGAGGAGAAAGAGAAACAUUUAAAUAAACUGAAACUGAAAGUGGACAACCUGCUGGCAAGCAAUCACCCUGCAUUAGACAAAAUUGAGGCGUACAUGGAGACUCUUCAGACCCAGUGGAGCUGGCUUCUUCAGAUCACCAAAUGCAUUCAUGUACAUCUAAAGGAGAAUGCUGCUUACAAUCAGUUUUUCAUAGAAGCAAAUGAAACAAAUCGCAGACUACAACAGCAGCAUGAGAUGAUCCGCAAGAAAUUCGCCUGUGACAAAAUGACUCCUCUGCCCAAUUUACAGGAACUGCUUAAAGUUUUAGAGAAAGAGCAGGAUUAUCUGUUGGAGCACAAACAACAGGUCCAGCAAUUGGUCAAUAAAUCCAAGAACAUCGUGAGACUAAGACCAAGAAACCCAGAAGAAAAGAGUACCAGUCCAGUUAAAGUCCAGGCAUUGUGUGACUUCAGACAAGAUCAGAAAGUGAUCUGUAAGGGCGAUAUGGCCAUUCUGAAGGAUAACUCGGAGCGAAGUAAGUGGCUUGUAACUGGGCCCGGAGGGCUGGAUAUGGAGGUGCCUUCCAUCUGCCUGAUAGUUCCUCCACCCAACCCGCUGUCUAUUAGCCUCGCAAGCAAGAAUGAGCAGUAUUACGAGGCCCUUCAGUCAGUCUGGAACCAGCUCUUCAUCAACAUAAAGAGCCUCAUCUCCUGGCAGUACUGCCUGCACGACAUCAGCCGCAUCAACUCCCUCACAAUCACCAUACUGACUCAAAUGCGGCCAGAGCAGUACCGCAGCAUCAUGAAAAGCUUGGAGUUUCACUAUCAGGAGUACCAGAGGAAUUGUUCAGGGUCCGAGAUGUUUGAAGAGGAUGAUAAGAAAGCCAUUGAGAGCCAGUAUAAUGGAGCCCAGCAACACUACGAUAACCUGGUCGAACAGCUUCCAGCCUACAAUAAGGAGGUAGUAACUGGUGUCAGCGUGCUGAGUGAGUUGCAUGCCCUGCAGCUGAAGCUGCAUGCUCUGGAGUCUGCACUCGGUACACACCAGCACAUCCCAAUGGGACAGGGAGCACCAGCACAAUACACCAGUCUUAUCACUGGCACACAGGCAACAAUGAGGGAUGUAGAGUCACUGAGGGGAGAGUUUCAGAGGCUAAAAGGACCGGUGCUAACAGAAUUAGAGGCUACGAGAGACACGGAUAAAGCACAGUUUCUUCAAAGUCAACUCAACCUUAUUAACCAGAGACUUGACAAGCUGCGGUCUCACUCUUCCACUUAUUUACAAAGGUUAAAGGCACUAAAGUCUUUGCAUCAGGUGCUACUACAGGCAGAGGACGUAGUGAAGGUUAAUGAAACUCGACUCACGGAGAGAGAGACCACAUCACUGGAGCCAGCUGAAGUCCAGGAGUACCAGAACACUCUUAGGGUCAUGCGGUCUGAGCUCGAUCAGAAGGAGGGUGUGUUGCAUUCACUAGAGGAUGAAAUGAUCAAGGCUCGUCAGUGCAAUGAGCAGAUUGAUCAGAACUGUCACAGGUGUGAUGUUGACCUGUGUCUGUACAGUGAGCAUGUAAAGCAGCUCUCUGAUCGCUGGAAGCGAAUUCAGACACAGAUUAACAGCAGGUAUUCAGAUCUGGAGACAUACCUGCAGCAGCUAAAGUAUUACCUGAACUCGAGCUCAGCUCUCACCACCUGGAUUAAUGACACCAAAAGGCGUACAGAACCUCAGCUGAGCGCUAAGACAGAUGACAUCACCCUCGUCAACAAACUCCUUACCCAACAAAAGGCACUGAAUUCUGAGAUAACAGCAAAGAGAGAGACCAUGGAUGCUGUCCAGAGAGACGGUGACACCUGCGUUAAUACCAUCAAGGACUAUGAGCUUGGAUUGGCAUCUUACAGUGCCGGGCUAGAAACUCUACUCAACAUUCCUAUAAAAAAAUCCAUGCUGCAGUCUCCAGCUACAGUUGUGAUAGAGGAGGUUUCUUCUUUGCAUAGCCGCUAUUCAGAGCUGCUUACUCGUUCGAGUGAUUAUUGCAAAUUUCUUGGAGACUCAUUAAAGAACUUGGAAGAGCUCAAGAUACGGAACACCAAGAUAGAUAUGCUUGAGGAGGAGCUACGCCUUCUGAGAGCAGACAUAGAAGACCGCAAUGCUAAGAAUGUGUCGCUGCAAGAGGCACUCUCGCGCUACCAGCUAAAGCUGAACGAAUCUCAGGAGCACCUCCUUUCCCUGGAGGAGGUGAAGAGAAACCAGGCUCUAAAGUGCACCACAGUACAGGCGAAUCUUAGCUCCUCGCAGAACCGCCUACAAGAGCUCACGGAUGAGGUACGGCGUCUCAAAAUGCUUGUGGAGGAGGAGAAACGAAACCGGAAGAUCGUGGAGGAACGGUAUAGCAGUCAGCAGGAUGAUCACGAGGGGGCCAUGCGGAAAAGACUGAAGGAGUUAGAGGGGGCCAAUUGGGCCAAAAUCGAACUCGAGCAAGCCGUGUCGGAACGGACGCGGGAGCUCGAGCAUGUGCGGAGGCAGUUGGAGGAGGAGACGAAGAACCUGAAACAGACACAGAUGGAGCUGGCUAAGGUAAGACAGCAGCACAGUACAGAGAUGAGGGAGGUCAAACAGACCUACGAGUCGCAAAUCCUGGUAACACAAACAAACAUACAGAUGCUCUCAAAGCAGCGGAAGGAUGACUCCGUGUCCAUGCAGAUGGAGUGCAGCAGGGUAGAGGGGGAAUGCAAGAAGUUGCAGGAGGAGUUAAGGAAGGUGCAGCAUGCCUUCAGUGAAGAACAAGCGCAAAGAAGACAUGCAGAGGUAAUGCUGCAGCAACAAGUCCAAGCAGGCACAGAGGAAGCCAGAAAAAGGAGUGAAUUGGAGGCUCAGAUUCAACAGAUUCUUAGUCAGCAGAGUGCAGAAGAGAGUAGAUGGAAAGGAGUGCAAGCGCAGUCCACAAAGUCUCUGCAGGAAAAAAACACUCAGAUCUCCAACCUCCGACAGUCACUUGAUGACGACAUGCACAAGCGGAGAGCACUGGAGGCAGAGAACGGCCAUCUGCAAAAGGAGCUAGCAGACCUACAUGCUAAACAUACAACUUCUAGUCAGGAACUAAUCAAACUCCGAUCUUCACACCAAGAGCUAAGCAUCCUUCGUGUGGAGUUGGAAAGCCAGGGCAAUGAGCGAAACCGGGCAGAACUGAAGAUGGCACACCUUCAGGUGAGGGUCCAAGAGCUCCAGGAGGAGCUGAAAGAACUGGACGGGCAGAUGAAUCAGCAAAUAAAAGUAGCCCAAGAUGAGGCAGCCAAGCGCAGGAAGACGGAAGCUCAGCUUGAGAAGACAAACCAGGCUAUGCGAGAGUACACCUCCACCAUCACCGCUUUACGAAAGAGUCAGGAAGAAGCUAGCAUGGAAGCCAGAAGAUCGGAAGAAGAACGCAAAAAGCUCCAGGAGGCUCUUGAGCGUAACCUAAAAGAGCACUGUACCACCACUCAGCAUCAAGCUACACUGGAAGCUGAAAUGAAAACUUUAAGACUUCAGCUGGUGCAGGAGCAAGGUCGGGUCUCUGAGGCCAAUCAGCGCUUUCAAGUCUUGCACCGGAGCAUGGAAGAGAAAACCAAAACUCUUAACGAGACCAUUUCUGAGACCAAGCGCUUAAAGGAGCUCACCGAGUCACUCACCAAAGAGCGCCUCGGCCUGGAGGAGGAGCUACGAGCUGUGCGUCUGGAGCACAACACACUGCUGCAAGGCAAGCAAAGCGAGGAUGACCAGAUGAGCACCCAGAUUGCAGCGCUUCAGCAACAGCUUCAAAACAGCCAGCAUACCCGUGUAGAGCACGACAAACUUAUCCAACAGCUCUCGCAGGAGAGAGAGAAGCUUCUGUUGGAGAUGCAGAAUAUCCUAAAACAAGCCAGUGAGACAUCAAGCUUGAUCCAGUCUUCCCAGUCUCGGUGCACGGAAUUACAACAAGAACGAGAUUCCCUCCUCAGGAAGAUUAAAACUCUAGAAGAAAAUACAUCCCGUAUGCAGAAAACUGAGGAAGAACGUAUAAACAUCAAAAUGUCACUCGAGACAGAACUGCGACUUAAAAAACAGUUUCAGGAAGAGAACGAGAGGCUCAGGAAUGAGCUCGGCAUCUGGAAAAAACAAGGUCAGAGCCAAGAUGAUCGUGUGCAGCAGAACGUCACAGCGCGUUUGGCGCUAGAAGGGGAAUGUACUUCGCUGAGAAGUCGUAUGGAGCAGCUUCAGGCCCAACUGAAAGAAGUCGAAGAGCGGUACAAGCUCCAGAUCAGGGGAUUGGAGCAGGAGCGAAGAGACUUGGUUAAUCUCAGAGAUUCUUUGCAGGAAGAGGUUCUAAAAGUAAAGCAGAAAGCGAACGCAGUAAACAGGUACACGCAGACGGAUUCUCUUGGCACGACUAUCGAUCCAGCUUCUCUGUUGUUCGAUGGUGUCCGCAAAAAAGUCACAGCCCAACAGUUACAUGACUGUGGUAUUAUUGACAAAAAAACACUAGAGCACUUGACAACAGGCCAGCAGACUGUCCAGGAUGUAGCUGUUGAUAUCAAACUAAAUCUCAAGGGCACAGGAGCCAUUGCAGGUCUAGCGGGACCCACUGGAAAGUGGACAGUCACAGAGGCCAAGAGAGAUAAGCUGAUCUCAAAGGACAGUGCAGUGAAACUACUAGAGGCUCAAGCAGCAACGGGACAUAUACUUGAUCCCAGAGCAAAUUUAAGGAUGACCGUGGAAGAGGCGUGUUUGAAUGGACUUGUAGAUGAAGAGGAUAAAAAACAGCUGUUGAUUGCGGAGGCCGCCUGCGUUGGGUUUCGAGAUUUAAUUUCAAAUAAAUUUCUGUCAGCCUGUCAAGCUAUGAGAAAAGGAAUUAUCGAUCAAGAUACAGCUCUGCGUCUGCUGCAGGCCCAGGAGGCUGCGGGAGGGAUUCUUGAUCCUGUGCUUAGUGUGUACCUCCCCAAGGAUACUGCCAGGGAUCGUAAUGUGAUUGAUGAAAAUCUUUAUCAUGCCCUGAACGCGAAACCAAACUGCUUUAUAGACCCUGCGACAAAGUCGAAUACUAGCUAUGUUGGCCUGAAGAGGCAGUGCAAAGCCGACCCAAACACAGGCUUGCUCAUGCUACCAGCCCCGGCAGCACCAUUGACUGUACAAGGUUUACGAAGAAAGAUCCCUGUGUCAGAUCUGGUAGACGGCAACCUGUUAAAGCCUUCAGACAUUGAUCAGCUAAUAGAAGGCAAACUGACUAGCCAAGACAUUGAGCACAGGCUUCGAGCCUAUCUGCAGGGAUCUACCUGCAUCGCUGGAGUCUACGAUGAAGCCGACAAGCGCGUUCUAUCUGUCUACCAAGCAAUGAAAGAAGGUCUUCUUCGGCCAGGCACCACACUGGAGCUUCUGGAGGCUCAGGCAGCGUCAGGCUUCAUAAUUGACCCUAUCAACAACAAGUACUGCACAGUGGACGAAGCUUGUAAGAAAGGUCUGAUCGGUGUGGAGUUUAAAGAUAAGCUUCUUUCAGCUGAAAGAGCCGUCAAUGGAUAUAAAGAUCCUGGUAGUGGAAAGAUUAUCUCCCUUUUCCAGGCUAUUGAGAAAGGACUGAUUGAAAAAGGCCAUGGUAUUCGCCUACUGGAGGCUCAGAUAGCCAGUGGUGGCAUUAUUGAUCCCAAACACAGUCACAGAAUUGAUGUGGAUGUUGCUUAUAAGAAAGGAUACUUCGAUGAAGAGAUGAGUCAGAUUCUAAAAGACGAAGGCGAUGAUACAAAGGGAUUUUUCGAUCCUAACACUCAGGAUAAUCUCACCUAUCUGCAGUUAAAGAGUCGUUGCAUUACAGAUGAUAAAACUGGCCUCGUGCUUCUGCCACUUUAUGAUAAAAACAAGAUAUCAACACAGAAGAACACUACAAGGAAGACACGAGUUGUCAUUGUAGAUCCGGACACCAAUAAGGAGAUGACGGUACAUGAAGCGUAUCAGAAGCGGAUGAUUGACUAUGAAACUUACGUGGAGCUUUCCAAGCAGGAGAGUGAGUGGGAGGAGAUAACUGUCACUUCCUCAGAUGGUACCAGUAAACUGGUCAUUAGUGAUAGGAAGACGGGUCUUCAGUACGAUUUGAAAGAACUGCUUGAUAAGGGUGUAAUCGGCGAGGACGACUUGCAGGAGUAUCGCUCUGGAAAUAUUACUCUUGUACAGUUUGUUGACAUCAUCACCAGUAAAACCAUAGCAAUGAACAAGCCUCUCAGCUCAUCCUCAUCCUUGGGGUCAUCCCAGAUAGUCAAAAGUGAAGUCAUGACAUCAAUUGAAAGUCAAUCUCCCACCUCACCAAACACUUUGAAGCGCAUUGCCAGCAUGUCAAUUACUCUGACCUCACCCGGUCACGAGGUUAUGGAUGAACAGAGUCCGGUUGGAGCCAUCUUUGACACCGAAAAGUCUGAAAAGCUCAGUUUAUAUGAAGCAAUGAAGCGUGGCCUUGUAGAUUUCAUCACAGCACAAAGACUGCUAGAGGCACAAGCCUGCACUGGUGGGAUUGUAGACCCAGAAAAUGGUCGCCGCAUCUCCAUUCAAGAAGCUCGUCGCAAGGGCAUAAUUGACGAGGACAUGGCGAAUCGACUCAAACCUGCACAGAAGGCUUACAGUGGCUUUGAAGAUGUAAAGACCGGUAAGAAGUUGUCAGCAGCUGAGGCAGUGAAAGAAAAAUGGCUGCCGUUUGAGGCUGGACAGCGUUUCCUCGAGUUCCAAUUUUUAACAGGGGGCCUUUUCGAUCCAGAGCAUGGCCGUAGACGGACAGUGGACGAAGCUUUACACUUGGGAUGGUUGGAUAGAAGAGUGUCUCAGAAGCUCCUGGACACUCGUCAUCACCCCAAGAUGAUAAGCUGCCCGAAGACGAAGUUGAGGAUCACGUACAAGGAGGCUAUGGAUGCCUGUAUGGUGGAAGAUAAAACGGGAAUACGCAUGCUUCCAGCAACCUCUGCCUCAUCACAUGGAAUCAGCCCUUAUUCAAACCCAAGCUCUGCUCCAGUCUCUCACUCUGGACCUCGGAGAGGCAGCAUCGACCAAACUUAUUCCAACUCGUCCACCACUAGAUACACCAGUUAUAGCUACAGUAGCACCUCCUUCAGCAGCAGGUCUUUAUCGUAGAUUUGGAGAGUAAGUUUGAUGAAAAUAUACAAAAAAAAUGGUAUUAAAUUUAGAAAAGCAUAAAUACAUGGACAGCUAAAUGACCUGUGACCUGAUAGCUAAGUGUUAAAUUUUAAACAGAUUUAAUGUUGAAGACACUAAGUUCUUAUUUUUGCUUACAAAAGUAUUUUAAAUGUUGACUUUUUUAUACCAAGUGCCUUCUUUUGCACAUCAUGAUGAGAUGUGAAAAUGUGGGUUUAAGGUUGAUUGAAUGUCAUACAAACUUUUAUUUGUUGGAUUGGUGUUGGGGAAUUACUUGUUCACAAGAAUGUGAUGAUAAAUGUUUAAUAAUGACUAACUGAUUCCACUUAAACUAUUAAUUUCAUACACUGUUAGUUUUCUCUUUAAACAUUUCUUUAAGCAUUUCUCCAGUGUCCAGUAUCUUUUUAACAAAGUUGUUAACUAAUUUUAUGCCCUAAAAUAAAAGUUCAUUUUCAUAAAUUC